Misgurnus anguillicaudatus (oriental weatherfish) is the source of this 3283-nucleotide messenger RNA. NCBI's taxonomy places the organism in Eukaryota, Metazoa, Chordata, Actinopteri, Cypriniformes, Cobitidae. The record is from RefSeq and is a predicted model, not a curated record.
GGAUCCUGACAGUACUGAAUUGAAGAGUUAGAUCAUUUAACAUUUUUUCACCAUUUGUAAUGGUGCUUUUCCAUUGCAUAGUACUCCGCGGGUCGGGUUGUGUCAGCUCACUUUACCUUGGCUCGGUUGGCUUUUCUAUUGAGUUUUAUCAGUUUUACCACCUGUGACUUUUGACCCGGUUUCGACCGCCCCAUUUCAACGAAAUCCAGCUUUAAAGAAACACACACGUGUAACUCUGCUGCUACCCCAGAAAAACAAACUAUACAAACUUAAGCUUGACAAGUAGAGGAUGAUAAAAAAGUUUAUUAAAUUAUAAAACAACCUUUUUGCAAAAUGCUAAACAAAGUUCUCUACAUCAUCUACAUCAUUCAAUUUUGUGUUUCAAUGGACAAAUACUGACAUUUUAAAUGCUACACUUACUUACAGACACCAAGUGCUUGCAUGUGAAAACACUAGCUUAUUUGUUUACUUAGACAUUACAGUUUUUCUGAAUUUCUAAAACAUUAAACCCUCUGAAUCAAAUUCCCAGUGGCCUAAAUCCAUUUGUCAAAUCAAUCACUCUUUUGGCAAAACCUUAAACAAGUUUAGGUAGUUAGACUCUAUUGCAAAACUCAUGGACUUUUUUUUGCAAAACUUUCAACACAAAACCACAUUUCACAAUGCAGACCACCCACGCUGAAUGCAACUACAAUAAAGUUUCAUAGAGAGACAACAUCUAAAGAUUGUUUACACUUUUUAAUUAUUGUUUUACCAAUUGCACACAAUAUAAACCAACUGAAUGUGGACUGGUGUGAAAAAAAAUCAUGGCUGUGUAUAUUAUUUUUUUUAAAGGACUGACAUAUGUGUUUGUCGGAACCAUUAUCUCUUGUAGUAUUUUAAUAUUUUUUGUAUUCCAGUUACUGUGAUGUCUUUUUGUAAAGUCUUGGGACAGACUGGUAACUUUGCAUUGCUUCAGUAUGUAUUUUCUUGGCCAAUUGAGGUGUUCUUAAUACUGUAGAUAGUUAAUGUCUUACCUUUUUACUUUUAAACAGAAUGUGUGUUCAUGAUGAUACAGGAAGUAUUGGUUGAUUAGUACAUCUGAUAUAGGCCACACAGGCCAAGUAUAUUGUACUCGUGAUUCUGUUCACAUCACACAUCAUCAGCAGUUCUACAGGAUCCAUGAAUGUGACAUUUUAACAAUCUGUUUUCAGCACAAAUAUUACACUGGUUACACCCAUUUUCGCAUUUCUGGUGUGUUUUUCUCCAAAGGACUGAUCUUAUUUUAAUGAAGAGAUGGAUAAACUCAUUCUUUUCAUUUUUUUGUUACAAGGUGUUUGGUGUGGAGAUUGGAGCAUCAGUCUGCCAGAGAAGAUUGAAGCUCUGAGUGGAUCCUGUGUGACCAUAAACUGCACAUUUGAUAUUGAUAAGAUACAUGAUAAUGAUCUCACUGACAGGGCUGCAGGAGUGUGGUUUAAAGAUAACACUAAAGACAAAAAUAUUGUGUUUAACUCCAGCAACUCCAAACUCUCUUUUAAAGGGAACAUAACUGGAAAAUUAAAAGACAAGAACUGUACUACCAUUUUUAAUCAUGUUACUUCAAAUCACAAAGGCACAUUUUACUUCAGGAUUGAGGGUAAUGAUGGACUGAAAUAUACCUAUACACAAAAAUCAGUUUCAAUAGAUGUGAUCGCCUCUCCCCCCAAACCCACAGUGCAGAUGUUUAAGGAUCAGAUGGAGGUUAAGGUUCAUGAGGAGGUGUUAGAGGGGAGCUCUAUGUGUCUGCGCUGCUCUGCUAAGACUCUCUGCUCCUCUUCUCCACCAACUCUCACAUGGAGCUCCACUGACAGACUCCACCUCAAUGAGAACAGCAGACUACAGCUGGAUCAACAGAAUCAAACUGAGAUCAUCUCUGAUCUGAACUUCACUGCUACUCACCUUCAACAUGGAGUCACUUUCAUCUGCACUAUAACCUACCAGAUACAGCAGAGGAACACAACAGCACAGAGCAACAUCACAUUACGUGUUCAGUAUGCUCCUAAAAACACAUCAGUGUCUGUGUUUCCAUCUAACUCUGUACUGGAGGGCAGUUCAGUGACUUUGAUCUGCAGCAGUGAUGGAAAUCCAGCAGUGUUCAACUACACCUGGUACAGAGAGAAUGGAGGACAGCUGCGGACUGGAUCUAAUCUCACCUUCAAUGUGACUGAUCGUACACACACAGGACGCUACUACUGUAAAGCCAAAAACCAACAUGGCACCCAAAAUACAUCAGUGUUGCUGGACAUUCAGUAUGCACCCAAAAUCUCUCUCUUCAGCUGUAACAGAACUGAUGUAACUGUGUGUUUGUGUGAGGCUCAUGGGAAUCCCUCUCCUAAAGUGAAGUGGUUUCUAUCUGGACGUCCUGUCAGUAACUCUACAAACACAUUUAUCAGUGAGGAGCGAUUGAACAGCACAGACUUGAGGAGCUUCAUUUCUCUCCAUCAGUCACUUACACACACAGACACUCUGCAGUGUGUCACCAACAACACUCACGGCAAUGCCAGUCAACAGAUUCAAAUGGUUUCCAGUCCUCAGAAGACAACAGGUAUCAGUGUUUUCUAUGUGCUGAUCGCAGCUGCUAUUGGAGCUACAAUAAUGAUAAUCUUGUUUGUCAUUAAACAUCUCUGUAAACGAAGAGAAAAAAGCAGAUCCUCAAAGACAAGACAAGAAGACAUCAGUGGACUUAAUCUGACUGACAGGGAGAAUGAAGAACCUGUUUAUGCCAAUACAUCUGUAUUGUCACCUGCUGAAGAAACUUCACUGAAUUACACAGAAUUAUACCUUUAUUAUUCCUCCAUUGACUUUACAAACACCCAAAUAGAGUCAGAAGAGAUCAGGGGCGUCUCCUCACUUACUACUGUCUAUGCUGAUGUCCGACAUUUGGGACAAGAUGAAGCAAAGAGCUUUAACAUCAGUACAGACACUGAGCAAGAUCAGACAAAGAAAACUUACCCAGAUUUAAAGUCAGGCAAAGUUUCUGAUCUUUAUGCUGAAGUAAAAUAUUGCCAUCCAAAGAAUAAAAAAUAGGUCACUUUCUAAAAUGUCACAUUUUAUGCCAUGACAUAUUUUAAACAGUCAUUGAAAAGAUAUUCCUACAGAAACUUUUAAAUGUAAAAUAAGGAAUGAGAGCCAGUGUUUGUUUUAUUUGGUCCUUGAUUGCAGUAAUUGUGAACAAUGUUAAACAAAACAAACAUCAACUGUUUAUUGUUGUGCCAUUAACUUAGAAAGUACAGAAUUAAUCAUAAAUUAAAAUUAAUGUUGAAUAAUU